AUGACACACCACGCAGCUUGUUUGCGUCACCUCGGUGCCGGAAAAUGGUCAUAUCCUAUAUUAAUAGACAUAUAAAUCAUUGGGCUGCUCGCUUACAUUUGAUUUAUGCCGAGCUUCUUGUCACGCUCAUUCAAUACGCUCUCCCCGCUUCCUUGGGUGAACGCACCUAUCGGAUAUGAUGUACUACAUCGCAGUGAUCACUGGUGGUACCAGCGGGAUCGGGCUUGCUGUCGCGCAGGCUCUGGUACGCCGCUUGACAUGGCGCGUGUAUAUUCUGGGCACAAACCAAGAGCGCGGCAGCAAGGCCGUUGAAGGACUUCCCGGCGCCUAUUUUCUCCGAUCAGACGUGAGGGACUACCAUAACCUGGCAGAUGCUUUUCACGAAAUAUAUAAAGAGAAUGGCAGGUUAGACCUUGUCUUUGCCAAUGCGGGUAUUCUUGAAUCAUGCGAUUUUCAUGCCCAGCAUCCAGAAAACAGGGUGCCACCGAAGCCGGAUCUGGAGGUUCUUGACGUGAAUCUCGUGGGGGUCGUUUACACCAGUUACUUAGCCCUGCAUUACUUUCGUCAGUCGUCCAGGAAUAACUCGGAGGCUAAUUUGGUCCUCACGGGAAGCUGUCUAUCUUUCUACCCUUCCACCAUACCACUCUAUACAGCAGCGAAGCACGCAUUAAUUGGGUUCAUGCGGUCCAUCGGAAAACGCUGUCAUGACGAGGGCAUUCGAGUCAAUGCUCUUUGUCCAGGGAUAGUGCAGACGAACCUAGGAAACGCGGACUCAUUCAGAGAUAUUCCCCCUGACAUUUUCGUCCCGAUCGGUGAGGUUGUCCGCGUAUUAUUACUUAUGGUGGAUGGACCUGAUGUGACAGACAGCAAGGGUGUGCAGGUCUCGGGUUCUGAAUUCUGGAGUCGAGCUGUAGAGGUCACCCGGAAGGGCUACUAUUUUCGGGAACCUCCAGAGUGGUCCGACGAACAUAUGGCUCGCACGAUGACUCAGAGUUUUCUACAGUUGUAA
This is a messenger RNA of Aspergillus alliaceus, 1009 nucleotides long. RefSeq lists its product as uncharacterized. The coding region runs from base 176 to 1009 and encodes 277 amino acids. The transcript has 3 exons. Lineage: Eukaryota; Fungi; Ascomycota; Eurotiomycetes; Eurotiales; Aspergillaceae. The record is from RefSeq and is a predicted model, not a curated record. Gene Ontology annotation, molecular function: oxidoreductase activity, acting on the CH-OH group of donors, NAD or NADP as acceptor. Gene Ontology annotation, cellular component: cytoplasm.